ACAAAACAGUGGUUGCUUCCAAUAGCUUAUGCAAUGUCUAUGAGCGAUAAAAACCAGAAAAACGUGAUUCAGCUCUCGUCAUAUAAGAAGUUGAGGAAGACCCACUGAUCGGUCAGAAUAUCACAGCAACAACUUUUUUUUACAAGCUUGGUAAAAUGUCAUUUGGAGCAGUCUUUGCAGUAUCCAUCGCUGUUCAUUUGUACUCAGCAGAUGUGGUGUCGGGAAGAGAAUACAAGUUAACUGGAACAACCAAUUUUCGCAUUCAACGUGGAGAGGUCGUUACAGUAAAAGGUUACUACAAAUACUGCCUUGCAUCGACCAGUUGUCCCUCCUGUAUUCGACAAGUUUACUUGAACCUGUUCGGCACAAGCCGAUGCCUUGCGAGCAUAGGAAAGUCGCAGCUAGACUGUAAGGAACAUCACUUCACUCACGUAUACACCGCUCCCAAUACAGCGGGCUCCUAUGGUAUUAAGAUGCAGGAGGUGCUCGAAUAUAAUUGUAACUCUAACUUCGUUUCAAGCAGUGGACUCCUUGUUGGCACAGUCUUGGUUCAAGAACCGCCCUCUAUAAUAAACAGCUCCAGUCUUCCAGUUGUUUUCUCCGGCGAUUCUCUCACUCUUCAGUGUUCUGCGCGCGGCUAUCCUCAACCGGUUAUCCGCUGGUACAAGGACGGUAGUUUGGUUCAUGAAAAUACAAGUCUUCAGUUUUCCUCUCUCAACGAGUCUGACACAGGGUUUUAUCAGUGCAACGCAUCUAACAUUGCUGGAAGUGAUACAUACGAAGUUGAAGUCCUGGUUAGAGAAAGAAGACCAAUCAUAAACCAGACCAUUUUAGCACAAGACGCCGACAAGCUGCUUCAAAAUGAUUCAGUUGUCUUUAUAGCCCUCCUCACACACGACCUCUUCUCAGGUGACAAGGCGUUCAAUAUAAAGUUGGUUUGGAUGUUACCCAACUAUGCGCGCUAUCUGAGCCACGAGCCUCGGACAAAUGUCACUACUCCCUACCCUGGGGAACAUAAUUUUGAGAUUGAGCAAAUUCAACUUGGGGCAUCCGUGGAAAUCAAUAUUACGGUUCAAAUUGAUCACAAAAGCACACUGUCCGUUGGUAGACACUUCCUGACAAUACCGACUUUCCUCAUGUAUGAACAGCGCAUGGCAAAUGGUGCAACGAAGAUUUUCGUGGGCUCAGUUGAAUCGGUCACAGUCAACUUCACAGUGAGAGAAGAUGUUUCCAGAGGAUUUCUGAUGAACCCACUGUCUGGUGAAGUAUACUUUUGUAAAGAGAAGAAAAGUGAUUCUGUUCCCUCGUGCUAUGUGUCAUUUGAUGGUGCUCAGUGGACUGGAAUAGAUUCGCGAGUAAAGAUGAUUUCUGGAAUGAUUGUAAGCGGUUUGCACAAAAGGAUUUUUGCCGUGACAAGAAAUGACCGAUGUCACGUGGUCAGUGAGAAUGGCAUUAUUUGGAGUUGCAUAACGCCCGAGGAAUGGCAACAGGAGUCAUCUUCAAAAGAUUUUGUGCGUGCUGUCUCAGUUCCAAGAAGCCUUAAAUCAGCUCUUCCAGAAAGUCACUUUGUUAACUUGAAAAAUGAUGGAACAGUUUCUUACGGAGGUAAAUAUAAAACGACGGACAUUAGGCCCAAAUUCCUUCAAUGAACUGCAAAUAAGUUAAAUUAUUUUAAGUAGGGUUUCUAUCAAACAAAGAAAUGCGCUGAGAUUUAAA
Messenger RNA from Orbicella faveolata, 1716 nucleotides. RefSeq lists its product as uncharacterized. NCBI's taxonomy places the organism in Eukaryota, Metazoa, Cnidaria, Anthozoa, Scleractinia, Merulinidae. The record is from RefSeq and is a predicted model, not a curated record.